Molecule: messenger RNA, 745 nt
Organism: Prosopis cineraria
Lineage: Eukaryota; Viridiplantae; Streptophyta; Magnoliopsida; Fabales; Fabaceae
Product: costars family protein
Exons: 2
Coding region: 137-406 (89 amino acids)
Biological process (GO): regulation of actin filament-based process
Source: RefSeq, a predicted model, not a curated record
AGAAAGAAAAUAAAUAAAUAGAUCUUUUCAUUUUGGUGCUCGGAGAAGACGACCUUGAAAGCUGAAACCAUGAACGUAGAAGAAGAGGUUGAGCGACUCAAACAAGAAAUAAAGAGGCUUGGCCAGGCCCAGCCAGAUGGCUCUUACAAGUCACAAGCUAAUGUACUUUUGGAAUUUGUCACCAAUCUCUUGUGACGAAAAAGACAUGGCUUGUAUUCUGAAGGUCACUUUUGGCACGCUGUUUAAUGAUGAGCAAUGUGCAAAUAUAUUUGAGGCACUUGUGGGGACACUACGAGCAGGGAAGAAGAGGAAAGUAGUGGCAUAUGAUGGCGAGCUUCUGCUUCAAGGUGUCCAUGAUAAUGUCGAGAUCACGCUCAAGCCAACUGAUGCACCUGUGAAGAGUUAAAGAGUACUCUUAGUCCUGAGAAAUUCUUGGGAAUAAUAUAAUUCAGUACAUUCAGUGGAUGGGGAUUCAGUCUGCACAAGUAAGGCUUUAAGCUUUAUUAUAGUGUUGAAAAUAAUCCUUGACCAUUCCUUGUGUGUUAUAAUUUCUCUUCUGUUGCUUGAGUCUCUUAUGGUUUGUGUAAUGCCAUUUCAUGUGUGGACAAGUGUUUGUAUGGUAAGCAACUCUCAUUAAGUGAGUUUACUCAAAACCACUGUGAGUUUGAGCUAAAUAUGAGUGUGAGAAAGAUGACAUAUCAGAAUGGUAACAAUUAUGAUGUGUUAAUCCACGUGAUUCUUUUCA